AUGGCGUCAAACAAGCCGCUUGCUGCGUUUAAUGAUUAUAUCACCUUCCCGGCUUUCCCAACCAAAGUCGUCACUGUCUGCUGGUAUCAAAACAGUUCCACGUGGCGGGAGGAGGAAUACUACUCUGCCCCUUGCUUCACGAAGAAUAGUGUCACAAAUGUUUCCAUCCGAACCACCAUCUUCAUCGCACGCGAAUGGGUUGACAAGUUUUACUAUUUUGCGCCCGAAUGGACCGAACUCCGAAAGUCCCACAUUCUAUCGUUGGAUGGAAAGACCGUGGCUGAAUCACAAGAUGUGACAAACAAAUGGGUUGAAACGAAAAUCACCAAGAAUUUUUUCUAUGGGCAAGACAAGGCGGACUCAGCUACCUCUCGAAAUCUUGUUAUGGAAGUGGCCGAUGAAGUGGCUGCAGUAGUCAACUCUACGAGUGUCACCGUGUCCCAAGCAUCGACCGGCACUUCAUUUGCCUCGAACCUUCCAGGGGACGUCAUAAAAAAGUUAAUGUCCAUGGGCAUUGCUAAAUUCGGACAUCAGCUUCACCGAUUUGGUGAGGAUCAUCCGGAAUUGAAGUUGGAGGUAUCUGAUGAAGAUUAUCGUGCAAUGUACGACCAACUAUGUCUUCUCGCGUCGCAAGGGAAAGUCGAUAUUGCUAUAACGGGUAUGGCGCAGGGGACUUUCAAAUCCUCAGGCGGUAAUGGCAAUCCCCCGGGCGGCAACGACAAAUCCUCGGGCGGUAACGCUCCAAGCAUUAGAAGACUCAACCAAACUAAAAUAUCUCCUAGUCUAAUAUGA
Talaromyces amestolkiae is the source of this 792-nucleotide messenger RNA. RefSeq lists its product as uncharacterized. The coding region runs from base 1 to 792 and encodes 263 amino acids. NCBI's taxonomy places the organism in Eukaryota, Fungi, Ascomycota, Eurotiomycetes, Eurotiales, Trichocomaceae. The transcript has 3 exons. The record is from RefSeq and is a predicted model, not a curated record.